Sinocyclocheilus grahami is the source of this 827-nucleotide messenger RNA. RefSeq lists its product as uncharacterized. NCBI's taxonomy places the organism in Eukaryota, Metazoa, Chordata, Actinopteri, Cypriniformes, Cyprinidae. The annotation marks the transcript as partial. The record is from RefSeq and is a predicted model, not a curated record. The transcript has 2 exons.
GUGGUGAAGAAGCUGUCUGGGGAGGGUAAAGGCUCAGCUGAGUGGUUUACCAGUAUAGGCAAUGAGAAUUCCCAUAUUGUCUCGUUUGUUCUCACGUGUGAGGAGUCCAUCGAGUGCCUGGAGCCCAUGUGUCGUGGAGUAAUGGACCGGUUCCAGCAGGCCAAUCAACCUGUGCCUAAAAUCCUGUACGUUGACCGUGGGUGUUGCCGUGUACUAGGCCGAGCUGCCAUGGAGACCUUGUUCCUAGAUUGGGUAGAUAAUGGUAUGGUCGUGUGUCUGGACAUAUUUCAUUGGAUCCAUCGUUUUGAUGCGGCCAUUUGCAAUGACAGCCAUUCUAAGUAUGCAGUGUUCAAGUCUGCCCUAGCAGGAGCGGUGCUGGCAUACAAUCGCACUGACUUAGAGCUGCUCAUCAAAGCCGUCAAAGCAAAGGACCCAGGAACUUUUAACUCUGUCACUGAUGAAGAUAUGGUGAGACUCUAUGUGUCAAAAGAACAACUGAAGCACCACGUCCGCAGAGUUACACUUGGGGCACAGGAGACCUUCCGGCUAGUCCAGAUAGCCAUCGAUGAACUCAAAGGUCCUGCUGGGCUAGAUGAAAGCGGAGUCAGCCUCUUCAAGUCACCAGAGGCCAUAGACAAUGUGUGGGAAAGCCAGCAGCAACACUUGGAGUGCAUUCAGGAUCCUCCGGACAUGAAUAUGUACAGAUUGGCUCGAACCACUACCAUCAAUGGCAUUGACGUCCCUUAUUACAAAUGUCUCCGUGGAAGCAACAGCCUGGAGGCAUUCCACAAAGCUUUGCCCAACAUGAUUCCAGGUACAAGUUGAAU